GGCGCUGGAGACGGAAGCCGCCGGCGUUCUGCGCCCGGCGUUCUGCGCCCUGAUCGCCUAGCGACUUUUCGGCCGGACUUUUCUUGAGGCCCGGCGACCUCCCGGCCUGGGGAGCCAAACAAGGUCAAUACCCAACAGGAACUACAACUUGCAGAAGAGAGACGAGACGCCCCAGCGAGACUCUUGCGGUCCCCCAGCUCCUCACCUCCAUGGGCCAGACGGCCCUGGCAGGGGGCAGCCACAGCACCCCUACCCCACAGGCCCUGUACCCCGACCUCUCUUGUCCUGAAGGCUUGGAGGAACUGCUGUCUGCUCCCCCUCCUGACCUGGGGGCCCAACGGCGCCACGGGUGGAACCCCAAGGACUGCUCAGAAAACAUCGAGGUCAAGGAAGGGGGGUUGUGCUUUGAGCGGCGGCCCGUGGCCCAGAGCACUGAUGGGGCCCGGGGUAAGAGGGGCUACUCAAGGGGCCUGCACGCCUGGGAGAUCAGCUGGCCCCCGGAGCAGAGGGGCACCCACGCCGUGGUGGGCGUGGCCACGGCCCUCGCUCCUUUGCAGGCUGACCACUACGCGGCGCUGCUGGGCAGCAACAGCGAGUCGUGGGGCUGGGACAUCGGGCGGGGGAAGCUGUACCAUCAGAGCAAGGGGCCCGGUGCCCCUCAAUAUCCAGCCGGACCUCGGGGUGAACAGCUGGAAGUGCCGGAGAGGCUGCUGGUGGUUCUUGACAUGGAAGAGGGAACUCUGGGCUACGCUAUUGGGGGGACCUACCUGGGGCCAGCCUUCCGGGGACUAAAGGGCAGGACCCUCUAUCCAGCAGUAAGCGCUGUCUGGGGCCAGUGCCAGGUCCGCAUCAGCUACCUGGGCGAAAGGAGAGCGGAGCCACACUCCCUUCUGCACCUGAGCCGCCUGUGCGUGCGCCAAACACUGGGGGCUACCCGGCUGGGCCAGGUAUCUGCUCUGCCCUUGCCCCCUGCCAUGAAGCGGUACCUGCUCUACCAGUGACCCUGUGAUACCACAGAUGCAUGGGGUCUUGAUGCCACUCCUCCUCAGGGGCCAGGGAGGAGGCACUGCUGGCCUAGACCAGCUACUUAAAAGCCAGAGAGGCUGGGGGGAGGUGAGGCUGGGCCCCUACCCCAACCCAAGCUGUGGGGAGCUCAACAGCCCCAGAGCCACCCAGAGGGUGAAGGGAAGCUGUUAUUCAAGGCUGUGGCAGCCUGGUACGCAAGACAUUUUUUCAAGUAAAAAUAGCAAGAGAUGUGCUACUGUAAAAACCUGUUUGUGGUAUUUUUUUGCACAAGCCUAUGGCUGUCUCAAGGAAAAAGAUGAUAUGGAAAGAAGUACAGGAGUGAAGGACGAAUCACAAGGCUUAGUGUCUGGUGUUUAUUUCCCCUCCCCCCAGGCAGGGCUGAUCACAUACACAACACCACAGGCAUUGGCACCGGGGGCGAGAACAGUACCCCUGGCCUCUGAGGGGACGACAGGGCUCUCAGCUGUUGGCCCCAUGGUACGAGAUGGGAGAGGAAGAUGGUUUCUCUCUCGUCUUUACCGGGAACUAAGGGGACCCACAAA
Messenger RNA from Hipposideros armiger (great roundleaf bat), 1568 nucleotides. It is a transcript of the gene SPSB2, whose product is annotated as splA/ryanodine receptor domain and SOCS box containing 2. The coding region runs from base 210 to 1001 and encodes 263 amino acids. The record is from RefSeq and is a predicted model, not a curated record. Gene Ontology annotation, biological process: intracellular signal transduction; proteasome-mediated ubiquitin-dependent protein catabolic process. Gene Ontology annotation, molecular function: protein binding. The transcript is spliced from 3 exons. NCBI's taxonomy places the organism in Eukaryota, Metazoa, Chordata, Mammalia, Chiroptera, Hipposideridae. Gene Ontology annotation, cellular component: SCF ubiquitin ligase complex.